This is a messenger RNA of Maniola jurtina (meadow brown), 951 nucleotides long. RefSeq lists its product as uncharacterized. The transcript is spliced from 2 exons. Gene Ontology annotation, cellular component: nucleus; transcription regulator complex. Lineage: Eukaryota; Metazoa; Arthropoda; Insecta; Lepidoptera; Nymphalidae. The record is from RefSeq and is a predicted model, not a curated record. Gene Ontology annotation, molecular function: DNA binding. Gene Ontology annotation, biological process: regulation of transcription by RNA polymerase II. Bases 116 to 892 code for a protein of 258 amino acids.
UUUUGUCUCAACUAGUCGUACAACGUUUCUCGCAUGAGACGGUCAUGUGAUUUGUUGCGCGAGCCGGCAUAUCGUCAAACAUAUUGAGUUAAUUGCAAUAAAGUCGGUUCCUACAAUGUCACACGUCAAUAUUUUCUCCAAAACGUCUGACACCAAGACAAUCAUAAGAUUUAUAAAGGAAAUUGAGAAACAUCCAUGUCUGUACGAUCCGAAAUCCCCAAGUUACAUAGAUCGAGAGUUGAAGAGGAAAACGUGGAUUUAUAUUGCUAAGAAAGCUAAUAGCACGGUUGCGGACUGCAAGGACAAAUGGACAAAAAUACGAACAGCUUAUAUCAGAACUUUGAGGCCAAGUUACAAUGACGGCAUUCGCACUUUUGGCAGACCAUAUUAUUUGGCCAGUCAUCUUAAGUUCAUAUCGCCAAUGAAGAGAAAUGGCAAAACAAAUUGCGAAUAUCGUGUACCAAAAUCAGCAGAAAAGAAUGAAACAGAGAUAAAUGAAGAAGAAGAAGAAGAAUCAGAUGAUUCGGACGACCAUUCCGGCAGUCAAGAUGCGAAUUCUCAACAUGAAGUGUUUUUGGAUGAAGAUAACUUUGAUGAUAAUGAUGACGAUGUCAUGGGUUAUAGUAAUAUUGUGAUUGAUAAAAAAGAUGCUCCACGACAAAAAGACACGAAUGAAGUAAACAAACCAAAAGUCAAAGAAUUUAGGAAUAAAAGUGAACAAAAUAGCGGGGGAAUCGAAAAGCGAAAGUCUUGUAAUGAAAGUAUUGAAUGUAAUCCUAGGAAAAUGUUUGUUUUCAGCCUUCUGCCUGAUAUCGAGGAUUUAAAUGAACAACAAAUGAGAUACUUUAGAAGAGAGGUUAUAAAAUUGAUUGAUAAAGUAAUGUCUGAUUGAAAUUUCAAUGUAUCUUUGUUAACAUUUAAAAUUAAGUUAAAUAUAAAUUUUUCACUUAA